Pseudopodoces humilis (Tibetan ground-tit) is the source of this 1076-nucleotide messenger RNA. Lineage: Eukaryota; Metazoa; Chordata; Aves; Passeriformes; Paridae. The record is from RefSeq and is a predicted model, not a curated record.
CGCCCUCAGCCGCAGCCAAUCAGGGCCGCGCCCGCCAAGCCCCGCCCAACCCGGCCACGCCCCCUCCUCCCCCCACCGAUGACGUCUCCCCUCCCCCCUUGGCGGCCGAUCCGCGGCCGGAGCCCUGGGAUUGGUCGCUGGAGGAGGCGUGGCUGCGCGCGCCGGACGACGAAUGGCUGGAGGCGUUCGGGGCGGAGCCCGAGUGCUGGGGGGCGGAGCUGGAGGACGAAGAGGCGGAGCCGCUCUAUGCAAAUGAGUUUAACGACGGCGACGAAGGCUCCGAGCGCUGGCGGCCCAGCCCGGACGCUUCCUGGUCCAAACUGACGUUGCGGCGCGGGCGCGGCCUGGCCCGGCCCGGCGCCGGUUCCUUGUGCCGCGUCCGCGUGGGCCCCGCCCGACACGGCGGCGCCGCCUGGGGCGCUCCGGCCGCGCCGUCCGGCUGGCGCAGCGUCCGGCUGGGCUCGGCCGAAGGCCGCUGGUCCUGGGCGCUGGACGCCAUCUUGGAAACCAUGACGGCCGGCGAAGUCGCGGCGCUGCGCCCGGCCGGCGCGGCCGGAGCCUCGAUCGCCGUCCGCCUCGGCCUCUUCACGCCCGCCCCGCCGUUUUGGGCCACGCCCGCGCCCGUCCGCUGGCGCUCGGUUCUCCGCGGCCGCUCCCGCGCCGACGCCCUGCUGGGCCUGGGCCUGGACGCCGCCGCCGGCCGCGCCUUCUCCCGCGCCCUCCGCGCCGCCGCCGCCGCCGGCGCGCCGCCGGACGCGCCCGAGCUGGGCGGGGUCAAGGCCGAGCUCCACGCCGGGCUGGCCCUGGCCCAGCUGCGCCUGGGGCUGCCGGCGGCGGCGGCGGCCAACGCCGGCAAGGCCCUGGCGCUGCGGCCGGCGCACCUGGAGGCGCGCUACCGGCGGGGCGUGGCCCAGGCCGCCAUGAUGGAUUUGGAAGCCGCCGGGCAGGAUUUGGUGGCCGUGCUCAGGGUCCAGCCCGGCCACGCCGGGGCCAGGAGGGAGCUCAGGAGGGUGCGGAGCGCGGCCAGGGAGAGGGACGCGAGGCUGGCCAGGAGGCUGGGACGGCUGUUCGCAUAA